AUAAAGGACACGCCUCUUCCUUUUAUGACGUCAGGAGCGGAGAAUUAAGCUCCGCCCAAGUGUCUGAGUACAGAGGCAGACGAUUCUACAAAGUGGCUACAGUGUGUCUAGGAAUGCUGUGUUUUCUCCUGCUGAUGAUAAUCAUAACACUGUGUGUCUACUAUAACGGAAUCAAUGCGGAGAUAAAGAGAAAUGAAAACCGAUGGAUGCAGGCCUUUUCUCAUAUUAUGUCCAAUUAUACUGAGAUAGAUCAGCUAAAAAUGAGAUCUAUAAUCUGUGCAGCAGAGAAACUCCAGUUACAAACCAGUUACAAUGCCUGUGUGACACAAAAAGACCAGCUGCAAACAAGUUGCAACACCUGCAAUGCAAAGACAGAGCAGCUACAGGCCAACUACAGCACCUGCACUUCACAGAAAGUCCAGCUGCAAACAAGCUACAGUGCCUGCACUACACAGAAAGACCACCUGCAAACAAAUUACAACACUUGCAAUACACAGAAAGACCACCUGCAAACAAAUUACAACACUUGCAAUACAAAGAAAGACCAGCUGCAAACAAGUUACAGCACCUGCGCUGCACUAAAUGACUAUCUGCAAUCAAGCUACAACACCUGCAUUGCACAGAAAGACCAGUUCCAAACAUAUUCCAGCACCUGCACUGCACAGAAAGACCAGUUGCAAACAAGCUACAGCACCUGCACUGCACAGAAAGACCAGCUACAAACAGAUUCAAGCACCUGCACUGUACAGAAAAACCAGCUGCAAACAAGCUACAGCACCUGCACUGCACAGAAAUACCAGCUGCAAACAAGUUAUAACACUUGCACUGUGCAGAAAGACCAGCUUAAAACAAAUUACAGUGCCUGUAUCGCAAAUAAUGAACUUUUAGAGAAUGAGAAAAGACAACAAUCUUCUGAAAAACUAUGUCCUGAGGGAUGGGCAAGGUUUGGGACACGGUUGUACUACUUCUCCACUGAGAAAAAGACUUGGCAUGAGGGCCAGCGGGAUUGUAAAAAUAGAGGAGCGGAUCUGAUUAUCAUCAACAGCCAACAGGAACAGGAUGUUAUACUUCAUAUGGAUGUCUGGAUCGGUCUAACAGACAGUGACCAUGAAGGAACCUGGAAAUGGGUGGAUGGGUCACCACUGACCACAAGUUUCUGGAGGGAUGGAGAACCUAAUAACUCUCGUGAGGAGGACUGUGCACAUAACAAUGCAGGAAGAAACCCCAAAAAGAGCUGGAAUGACGCAGACUGCUCUGCUGAGUCAUUCUGGGUGUGUGAGAAGGAAGCUUAGUGCACAAACACACACACAGACACACACAGAGACACACACAUACACACUCACAAACAGACACACACAUACACACUCACAAACAGCAUGUUUCUACAGUGUAAGGUAAGAUGAAUACCUCAGGGCACACACACCAUUCACACCUACGGACAAUCUGGUAACUCCAAUUCACCUUAGUAUGUUUUUGGACGGGGAGAACAAGCAAACUCCACGCAGACAGACCCAAGGUGAAGACUCAAGCCCUGGUCCCAGAGGUGUGAGGCAGCAGUGCUAACUACUGCACCGCCACCAUCUCCAUCGUCAUUAUUCCUUAUUGUAAUGUCUGUGUAAUUUUUUAUAAAAAAAAUUUUUUGGAGCGGUUGUCACGCCCAGUUCGUCCGAUCCUUGUGUGCCACGCCCCCUCAUCAUCCACGUGUGCUACCCCGAUCAUGCCCAGCUGUUUCCUGUUAUUUUCGGCUUGUCUUUUGUAUUUAGUCCACGUCUGAGUCCGUCUUCCUCAGACUUAUUAAUGUUAGUUACUCUUAGUUUGUCGCUGUCUGCCCUGUCUCUCCCGUUCCCUUAUUAAACCUUCGUUUUCCCUGCCUGCCUGCCUCGUCUUUCCCCGCUUCCUGCUCGCCCGUCCAACCCCAUACCUGACAGCGGUGUUUUUUUCCACCGCAGAACAAAUGCUGCUGAUGGAGCUGUAUGAAGAAUACAAAGAUAUAAUCGCUAAGAAAGACAAUACUGUGGCCAUAAAUACAGCCAGGGAGUUGGCUUGGCAAAGAAUUGCAGACACACUAAAUGCAUAAGUUAUGUAAAUGUUACAAGUGUCUAAUAUAGUGGCACAGUGGUUUAUGCUGCAUUCAUGUGUCAUUCUUACUGUAUAUUUUUUCACGAUCGGUGGGGAACAGGUAAGGCAGGGGGGCAGGAAGGACCAGGCAGGAAGGCGGAAUACGGGACAAACUAGGGCUUUAUUCGGGAAGGUAAGGGCAGGAUGGAACACUGGCAUUGACAACAACAUCAAUGACGGACCAGGGACACAGGCGAGACUUGGACUUAAAUAGACAGGACUGAUCAAAAUAACUAGACACUGCUGGGUACGAUCAGGGAAGCACACGUGGAUAAUCAGGGGGGCGUGGCACACACGAGGAUCGUACGAGCUGGGUAUGACAUUUUUAUUCUAUAUUAUUUGAUCUUUGUAAAAUACUUUAAAUUGCAUCUGUGUGAAAUGUUCUGCACAAAUAACUAUCUUGUCUUUCCUUUUUACUAAUGAACUUUCAAAGUAGACUGACUAAACAAAAUAUAAAAAUAUCGUCCUGUUCAUAUUUUAACAAUUUUUUUUUAAUUUCAGUCAUUGCAUUUCAUGUUUGACCUCUGUGAUAUGGAUACACUUUUAUUUUGAUUAUUUUAUAAUUAAUUGGAAUGCUGAGAUGUGAUUUUUGCAGACUUUAUUAUAUUUAUCACAUGCCAUGAGUAGUGAGUGCAGAAUUUCGUUUGACAGAACGAAAUUCGUUUGACAGAAUUUCGUUUCCCACACAAAUCGAACGUUCUUUGAGACAACGCUUAACUAAGCGAGACCGUUAACCUGGUCCAGAGCAGACUUGUUCACUCACCUAAGUUGCCUUGGUAGCUUAGUGUUAAGGCACAAUGAUGGAACGGAACUCCCACUUAAAUAAGCCAGACUUGUCGAAAUAAAACAGACUUAAUCCUA
Messenger RNA from Brienomyrus brachyistius, 2979 nucleotides. Its product is annotated as C-type lectin domain family 4 member F-like. The record is from RefSeq and is a predicted model, not a curated record. Gene Ontology annotation, molecular function: signaling receptor activity. Bases 114 to 1292 code for a protein of 392 amino acids. Lineage: Eukaryota; Metazoa; Chordata; Actinopteri; Osteoglossiformes; Mormyridae. The transcript has 6 exons.